Messenger RNA from Cinclus cinclus, 1104 nucleotides. It is a transcript of the gene TMEM198, whose product is annotated as transmembrane protein 198. Lineage: Eukaryota; Metazoa; Chordata; Aves; Passeriformes; Cinclidae. The coding region runs from base 1 to 1104 and encodes 367 amino acids. The record is from RefSeq and is a predicted model, not a curated record. Gene Ontology annotation, cellular component: plasma membrane; cytoplasmic vesicle. Gene Ontology annotation, biological process: positive regulation of canonical Wnt signaling pathway. The transcript is spliced from 4 exons.
AUGCCUCUCCCAGGAAUCCCCAGAGCCAUGACUGCAACUGUGCAGACGCUGCGGUUCAAGCUGCUGCCGCACGAGCCAGGCCAGGAAUGGGGGCACAGCUGCCAGCAGGAAAUUGAGCGUCGCUACCAGGUGGUGCCCUCAGUGGUGUGCGCUAUGUGCUGCCUUUUUGGCAUCAUCUACUGCUUCUUUGGCUACCGCUGCUUCAAGGCUGUCAUGUUCCUGACGGGGCUGAUGUUCGGCUCUAUCAUCAUCUUCAUGCUGUGCUACAAGGAGAGGGUGCUGGACACACAGCUGAGCGUGGAGGCCUCAGUGGGCAUUGGGUUGGGCAUUGGAGUCUUGUGUGGGCUGGUCACCAUGCUGGUGCGCAGCGUUGGCCUCUUCAUGGUGGGGCUGCUCCUGGGGCUGCUGCUGGCGGUGGCCACGCUGGUGGUGAUGGAGCAAUUCUACCACCCACCGACGGUGUGGAUCCCCAUCGCGCUGCUCUUGGGCGUGGGGAUGCUCUUUGCUGUCCUCACCCUACAGUGGCAGCGCUUCUUUACCACCCUCUCCACUGCCGUCUUUGGCAGCGCCAUCAUGACCGUCACUGUUGACUACUUCAUCGAGCUCUUCCUCCUGGUGCAGUACAUCUAUGAGCGCAUCAAGGUGGCUCCUGCUCGCCCCGUGUGCUGGUACAGUUGGGUCAUUCUGGGCAUCUGGCCGCUUCUCACCACACUGGGUGUCCUGGUCCAGUGGAAGGUCACAGCCGAGGGCUACUCCCAUACAGAAGUGAUCAUCAGCCGGCAGCAGCGCCGUGUGCAACUGAUGCGCAUCAAGCAGCGGGAAGACCGAAAGGAGAAGAAGAAGAAGCGGAGACCCCACCACCCACCACCCCACCAGCACAAAGCCCACCCCCCCGAGCCUGCUUACCGCCGCAAGCCCAACCCUGUGCGCCGCUUUGAUGGGGACGUGCUUUCCCCCAGCUACAUCCAGAGUUUCCGAGAGCGGCAGACAGGACCAUCACUGAACAGCCUCAUCGCCAGCUCCCAUGCCGUGGUGGACCUGGACUAUGACUGCAGCUCUACCGUGCCCCUCACCACAGGCUCUGCCCCUGCUGUGAGGGUAUAA